CGAAUUUUACAACAGUGGUCUCAAUUCACGAUCUGUCUGUCUGCCUGUCUCUCCCAAACUCAAACUCAAACUCAAACUCAAACUCAAACAGUGGUUCUUGAACGUGAAGCUUGGAAGAUGCAAGCUCCAAAUUUUUCAAACCGGCUAUCACCAGUGGACCGCUGGCUGUCACUGGUGACUGGCAUUUCGAGUAGAAGAAGCUCAAGCUCGUUCGUUUCAUUAGGGUUUCGUAAAUUCCAGUGCUGCUCCGUUCAGUCUCCAUCUUUAGUUUUGGAUGAGACGAGAUUCAUUAAAGCAUCAAAAAAUGGGAACUUAAUUCCUUUGUGCGAAAUCAUUUUCUCGGAUCAGUUGACACCCGUGCUUGCUUAUCGGUGUCUGGUUAAGGAAGAAGAUAGAGAGGCUCCGAGCUUCCUCUUUGAAUCUGUCAAGCCUGGUUACCGCACUUCCACUGUUGGCCGAUAUAGCAUGGUAGGAGCACAACCGACAAUGGAAAUAGUGGCAAAAGAGAACAAGGUCACAGUGUUGGACCAUGAAGAAGGGACAAAAAUUGAGAAGUUCGUAGAGGACCCAAUGAUGGUUCCAAGAAAUAUUUCAGAGGAUUGGAGACCACAAUUGAUUGAAGAACUUCCUGAUUCAUUUUGUGGUGGAUGGGUUGGUUAUUUCUCAUAUGAUACGGUUCGUUAUCUAGAGAAGAAAAAGCUUUCAUUCACGAAUGCACCAAGAGAUGAUAGAAACCUUGCUGACAUUCAUCUUGGACUCUAUGACGAUGUUAUCGUGUUUGAUCAUGUAGAGAAGAAAGUAUUUGUAAUUCAUUGGGUCCGCUUGGAUAGAUUCUUGUCUGCUGAGGAGGCUUACAACCACGGAAUCACACGCUUGGAACAAUUGGUGUCUAGAGUAAAAGACAUUGAUCCUCCAAGGCUAUCUCCAGGUUUCACAGACCUGCAUAAUCACAAGUUUGGACUCAAUUUAACCAAAAGUAACAUGACAAGUGAGGAAUAUAAGAAUGCCGUUGUACAAUCAAAAGAGCAUAUUUUAGCGGGGGAUAUCUUGCAGAUUAUCUUAAGUCAACGCUUUGAAAGAAGUACAUUUGCUGACCCAUUUGAAAUCUACAGAACUUUAAGAGCUGUGAAUCCUAGUCCAUACAUGAGUUAUUUGCAGGCUAGAGGGUGUAUUUUGGUUGCUUCAAGCCCAGAACUUCUUACUUGUAUCAACAAGAAAAAGAUUGUUAAUCGACCCUUGGCUGGAACCAUUAAAAGAGGGAAGACGCCUCUUGAGGAUGAGAUGUUAGAAUGUAUGAUGCUAAAGGAUGAAAGGCAAUGUGCAAAACACGUUAUGCUAGUUGAUUUGGGCCGAAAUGACGUCAGAAAGGUCUCCAAAUCUGGUUCUGUUAAAGUCGAGAAGCUUAUGACUGUUGAGCGAUAUUCCCACGCGAUGCAUAUCAGCUCUACAAUCACAGGGGAGUUGCUCGAUCAUUUAACUUGCUGGGAUGCACUGCAAGCUACAUUACCAGUUGGAACAGUUAGUGGAGCGCCAAAGGUGAAGGCCAUGGAGCUGAUUGAUCGAUUUGAAGUAACAAGACGAGGACCUUAUAGUGGAGGGUUUGGACGAAUUUCGUUUACAGGAGAUAUGGAAAUUGCACUGGCACUCGGGACAAUGAUAUUCUCUACUGGAGCCCGUUAUGACACAAUAUAUUCGUACAAACAUACCAACAAGCGGCAAGAAUGGGUUGCUCACAUUCAAGCUGGAGCCGGAAUUGUGGCUGAUAGCGAUCCCCAUGAGGAGCAGAUUGAGUGUCAAAGAAAAGCUGCUGGGCUUGUCCGCACAAUUGAGCUGGCUGAAUCAGCGUUCGUAAACGAACAGCCAGCAAAGAUUAACAAUGCAUUGCCAGUCCAACCGUCUGUAUCACAAUGAAUCGUCAUUUUUUUUAAUCUCAAUAGCUCCUUUUGACUUCUCAAAAAGUCGUGACAUGGUUUAGAUGGUUGUUUCUUGUUUGAUCAAUAAUAAUAUGAAUAGACUAAUGAUAGAUAGAUUAAAUGUAUGUCUGGAGAACUAUUCAUCUACUACUCGUGAAGUGUUCUUCUUCUA
Molecule: messenger RNA, 2085 nt
Organism: Olea europaea var. sylvestris
Lineage: Eukaryota; Viridiplantae; Streptophyta; Magnoliopsida; Lamiales; Oleaceae
Product: anthranilate synthase alpha subunit 1, chloroplastic-like
Exons: 11
Coding region: 118-1911 (597 amino acids)
Biological process (GO): L-tryptophan biosynthetic process
Molecular function (GO): anthranilate synthase activity
Source: RefSeq, a predicted model, not a curated record